AUGCCCCGCGGAAGCCGCAGCCGAGCUCCUUCCCGAGCCGCUCCCCCCGCUCGCCCUCCUCCAACCGUGCAGCCCCGGCAGCCGGACCUAAUGGCGCAGGCGGCAAGCACGGCGGCAGCUGUGGGCCACGUCAUGGGGAGCGCGCUGACCGGGGCCUUCCGUGGUGGAAGUGGCUCGGAGCCUGCCAGGGCCGAUGUCACCUACCGGGAGCCUCCAGUGGCAGCCCCUCCGGCCCAACCUCAUCCCCAAGACUUCAGACCCUGCCGGUAUGAAAUGAAACAGUUUCUGGAGUGUGCCCAGAACCAGCAUGACCUAACCCUCUGUGACGGUUUCAAUGAGGUGCAAAAGCAAUGUCGCUCUGCACACAGUAUAUACUGAAGUGGGAGUUGCCUGUCGAAGGAUUCCUGUUGUGUCCAUUUAAUUUUAGUGAUGAGGCUACAGAGACCAGAGUAAUGUAUGAUUGUUAAAAUGUGAAUA
Molecule: messenger RNA, 477 nt
Organism: Hypanus sabinus (Atlantic stingray)
Lineage: Eukaryota; Metazoa; Chordata; Chondrichthyes; Myliobatiformes; Dasyatidae
Product: coiled-coil-helix-coiled-coil-helix domain-containing protein 2-like
Exons: 1
Coding region: 1-378 (125 amino acids)
Biological process (GO): mitochondrion organization; positive regulation of transcription by RNA polymerase II
Cellular component (GO): mitochondrion; nucleus
Molecular function (GO): sequence-specific DNA binding
Source: RefSeq, a predicted model, not a curated record